This is a messenger RNA of Dipodomys spectabilis (banner-tailed kangaroo rat), 2469 nucleotides long. Its product is annotated as vomeronasal type-2 receptor 116-like. Gene Ontology annotation, molecular function: G protein-coupled receptor activity. The record is from RefSeq and is a predicted model, not a curated record. Gene Ontology annotation, cellular component: membrane. Bases 1 to 2469 code for a protein of 822 amino acids. Gene Ontology annotation, biological process: G protein-coupled receptor signaling pathway. The transcript is spliced from 9 exons. NCBI's taxonomy places the organism in Eukaryota, Metazoa, Chordata, Mammalia, Rodentia, Heteromyidae.
AUGUUUGUCCAUCUGGUGUUUUGCCUCUGGAUGGAGGAGCUCAGGUCUGGUGAGGAACAGAAUCUAUCCUGCUUUGCAGGAAAAGACAAAAGUGCACACGUGGAUGGCGAUGUGAUGAUUGCGAUGUUGCUGCCCCUUUAUCAUUUGCAGGUGGACAGCAGUCAUGAGACCAGUCGUUCUUCUGAAGAUUUCUACUUUAUCUACAAGAACUACCAGGCGAUUCUGGCCUUGGCUUUUGCUGUUGAGCAAAUCAACAAGAACCCCCAUCUUUUGUCUAAUGUGACUCUGGGAUUUAGUGUCUAUUCUAUUGACACCAGAGACCAGCGGAUACUGUCCUCUGCAUGUGCCUGGCUGUAUGGGAAGCUGGCCACACCCAACUACAACUGUGUUAGAGAGAGCGAGUUGGAAGUAGCCCUGACAGGAGACACAGGCGCAAUGUCUGCCACUGCGGGAACACUGUUGCAACUCUACAGCCUUCCUCAGCUUACCUUUGGAUCUUCUGAUCUGAUCCUCAGUGACCAUGGCCGGUUUCCUUCCGUCUAUCAGAUGGCCCCCAAGGACACAUCCCUGGCCCUGGGCAUGGUCUCCCUGAUGCUUCACUUCCGCUGGACCUGGGUGGGGCUGGUCAUCUCAGCAGAUGAGAAUGGAUUGUGGAUGCUCGCAGCGCUGAGAAAAGAGAUGGACAGAAAUGGAAUCUGCAGCGGUUUUGAAAUGGUGUUGGCAGUCAGCUCCAUGCGAUCGAUGUCCAAGUCUUUACUACUCCUGUAUGAAAUUACAAAAUCAUCGACAAAUGUCAUUGCUGUCUAUGGUAACAGUGGUUUCCUGGAAACUGCAGUGAAUGCAGAAGCUUUGGGCAACUCUUUCCUGGCAGGAAAAGUUUGGCUCAUGAACUCACUCAGCCUGGCGAUCCUCAGAGGGAGACAUCACAUGGCUGCACACUUCCACUCCCGCCUCCUUUUUAUACAUCACUAUGGAGACGUUCCUGAAUUCACAACUUUUAUCCAGACAAUUUACCCUUCCAAGUAUCCAGAAGACUAUCUCCUCACUAGGCUGUGGGUCAUGGCUUUUAAUUGCUCCUUGUCCAAGUCUGACUGUGUGACUUGGCAGAACUGUCCACACAACGCCUCCUUUGAAUGGCUGCCUGCACACUUUUUGGACGUGACCAUGUCAGAAAAGAGUCACCAUGUCUACAACGCCGUGCAUGCUGUGGCCCAGGCUCUCCAAGAGAUGUUCCUUCAUCACACAGAAGGUCAGCCCAAGGGACGGGAGGAAAAAUUGAUAUUUUCCCCUUCACAGCUGCACCCCUUUCUGAAGCACCUCCACAUUGACACCCCAUCUGGGGAUCGAGUGACUUGGGAUGAGGAGAGGAGGUUGGAGGCUGAGUAUGACAUUGUGAACAUUCAGGAUUUCCCCAGCGGUUUGGAAAAUAAAGUGAAAGUGGGAACGUUUGCUCCCUCUGAGCCACGUGGUCAACAGCUGUCCAUAGCCGAUGCGAUGGUGGCCUGGCACACAGGCCUGGCAGAGACCCCUCAGUCUGUGUGCACUGAGAGCUGUGGCCCUGGAUUCAGGAAAUCCCCUCGGGAGGGAAAGGCGUCCUGCUGCUUUGAUUGUGCCCCUUGCCCAGAGAACGAGAUUUCCAAUGGCACAGACCUGGCGCAGUGUGUGAGGUGUGCAGCGCAUCAGUACGCCAACCCCGACAGCACCCGCUGCCUGCUCAGAGCUGAGAGCUUCCUGGCUUAUGAAGAGCCCUUGGCUGCUGUGCUGGGGGUGUUUGUCAAGCACCAAGACACCCCCAUUGUCAGGGCCAAUAACCGGGCGCUCAGCUGCCUCCUGCUCGUCUCCCUCACCUGCUGCUUCCUCUGCUCCCUGCUCUUCCUGGGCCGUCCCCACACAGCCUCCUGCCUCCUGCAGCACAGCACAUUCGCAGUGGUCUUCACCGUGGCUGUGUCCACGGUCCUGGCCAAGACCCUCACUGUGGUUCUGGCCUUCGCGCUCACGGCUCCAGGCAGAAGCUCCCGGCAGUGGCUGGUGUCCCGCGCUCCGAACCUCCUCAUCCCCAUCUGCACCAUGGUCCAGGUGACCCUGUGUGGCCUCUGGCUGGGAACGUCUCCUCCCUUCGUGGACACAGACGCACACUCUGAACACGGCCACGUCAUCAUCCUGUGCAACAAGGGCUCCCUCACCGCCUUCUACUGUGUGAACCUGCCUGACACCUUCAACGAGGCCAAGUUCCUCAGCUUCAGCAUGCUGCUGUUCUGCAGCGUGUGGCUCAGCUUCCUGCCUGUCCACCACAGUGCCAAGGGGAAGGCUGUGGUGGCCCUGGAGGUCUCCUCCAUCCUGGCCUCCAGUGCGGGCCUCCUGGGCUGCAUCUUUGCCCCUAAGUGCUACAUCGUCUCGUUGAGGCCACACAGAAAUUCUCUGCAAGGACUCAGGGACAGAUCCCACUCUGGGAGAAAUAAAGCUUCUUAA